Messenger RNA from Gossypium raimondii (Peruvian cotton), 858 nucleotides. RefSeq lists its product as uncharacterized. Bases 1 to 858 code for a protein of 285 amino acids. The transcript has 2 exons. The record is from RefSeq and is a predicted model, not a curated record. Lineage: Eukaryota; Viridiplantae; Streptophyta; Magnoliopsida; Malvales; Malvaceae.
AUGGGCUCAGGUGACCGAGAAAUUCUACUUAAGUACUUCCCACCGACUAAGACAGCCAAGUUGAGGAACGACAUCUCUUCCUUUGUACAAAUCGAUUUAGACACUUUAUAUGAUGCAUGGGAGAGAUACAAUGACUUAUUGAGAAGGUGUCCUCAUCAUGGGUUACCCUUAUGGUUACAAAUUCAAACCUUCUACAACGGUUUGAAUCCCCCAACUAGACAGUUAAUCGAUGCAGUAGCCGGUGGAACACUUAACAAUAAAACACCCAAAGCAGCUUAUGAAUUUAUUGAAGAGAUGGUAGAGGUAUUAAAUAAGAAAACUGAUGGUUUAUAUCUUUCUACGCAAGUACACCCGGUGAUGCAAUGCGAUACAAAUAGAGGUGAAAUAAAUAAUCCAAAAUGCUUACCCUUCACUCCUAGCACAGAGAAUGAACAAAUCAAUUAUAUGGGUAAUAAUUCUAGGCCUCAAAAUAACCCUUAUAGUAAUAAUUAUAAUGCAGGUUGGAGGAACUAUCCUAAUUUCUCUUGGGGUGGUCAAGGAAAUCAGAGAGCACAACCCUAUCCAGGCUUCCAACAACCACCUUAUCAGCAAGGGAAAAAGUCGAACCUUAAGGAGAUGUUGACAAAGUUUAUCUUGGUGUCAGAAACUCGUUUUCAAAACACUGAGGCAACACUAAAAAAUCAGCAAGCAUCGAUUCAAGGGCUCGAGAAUCUAAUAGGACAACUUGCUAAGAUAAUUUGGGAAAGAUCACAAGGUAACUUGCCUAGCAAUACUGAAACUAACCCAAUGGAGCAGUUUCAUGCAAUUACUGUUCAAGACAAAGAAAGGUUAGUUGAAUCUGAACAAGAAUCGAGGUAA